AUUAUUGGAGGAGAGAGAGAAAGAGGGAGGGAGAGAGGGAAUAAGAACAGGAGGAGGGGAAAGAGGAGGAAGGGAGCUCCUGGUUGCUUCUUGUUGCCCAAGCGUCUGUGCUGGCUGAAGGGUGAGACACAGGGCAGCACUGGGGAGGCUGUUUCUGAGCUGGGCAGAACAAGAGAGAGAGAGAGAGAUCAUCCGCUUGAAGGAAGGCUCACACUGAGAGACGAGCGCACACGCGCGUGUGAGUGAGUGAGUGUGCGUGUGUGCGUGUGUAUGUGUGCACUCUGUGACCGCCUGCCUCAUUUCGUGUGGGCGUGUGUGCAUGCGUGUGUGUGUGUGUGUCUGUGCGUGUGUUACGUAUACGUGUGCGUGUCGCACGUGCGCGUUUAUGUGUGAGAGGCAGACGCAGCGACGGAGGGGACGCGUGAUAAAUACUUCACAAGGCUGCGCGUGUUUGGCGUCAGAGAGGGAGGACACACACGCACGCACACGCACACCAGAGAGUGCAGCGAACACAAAACACAAAGUGCUGACUGAAGGGCAGGCAGACGCCGGGGCGAAGGACGGAGGAGUUAAGCAGACAAGUCACCAUACACAAGACCUGCCUGCCUGACAUCUGGGCCCAUGGCGAGCAAUAACACAGCCGGCAUCGCACAAGCCAGGAAGCUGGUGGAACAGCUGAAGAUGGAGGCCAAUAUUGACCGGAUAAAAGUGUCCAAAGCAGCGGCAGAUCUGAUGUCAUACUGCGAAGCCCACGCCAAAGAGGACCCGUUGUUGUCUCCGGUGCCGGCGUCAGAAAACCCGUUCCGGGAGAAGAAGUUCUUCUGUGCCAUCCUGUAAAGGCGACAUGGCCCUUCAGCAGUCUGCUCAUACUGGGACUUUGGACGUGGACGUUCAACAUGCGUAGGGAUCUUCAUAGCGGGAGGGGCAGGGAGCUAAGCGGCCGUCCCCCUGAGCCUGAGUGAGCCUGUGUGAGAGCCUGAGUCAGCCUGUGUGAGAGCCUGAGUCAGCCUGUGUGAGAGCGUGAGUGAGCGUGGGGUUGAGACCUGCAGAAUAACGCGAGACCGUUUCAAGGCUGUGGUGCUUUUUCGGAGUGUGUGCAGCAUGUUGAAGGGAUCUGAGCUUUUAGAUGACACACACACACACACAAACACACACAUACACACACACAGUUAGGUGGUGAGUGUGGCGGUAACCCAGAGAUGUGAUGAUGACCGAGUCAAUCUACCGACCAACAAUUCUUCAGGAUGUGAUGUGUACAAAAAAACAAAACGAAAAUAAAAAAUAUUCUGUGGUUCUUUUGGAACUUGCCAAAGUUCUGUUAAAUAGUUUGUUGGUGGGUCAACGCGUAGGAUAAGAGCCCGACCCCUGGUCAGUGGAACGGAUUUGUAUUUCAGGUGUUGUUUAUCUCAUGUUUAUUCGGUUCCACCUGUUAGGCCACUUAGAUAGAGUUGUGUAAGUGUCCGCGGCUACUGAAACAGCUCUGCUAACUUUAGCUUUUUCUUACUUUGACGGAUCAGUGAAAGCUUUUUUAACGGGAAGUUUGACAUGUUCAAUUCUGUGAUCUUCUUGACGAACCCCUUUUUGAAAACCAGUCUCCAUGUAUCAGCAUAUAUAUCUGGCAAAAACCAUAGUUUGUUUCCUUCGGAUAAACCCCCCCCCCCCCAACACCUUUCUACUGUUUGUACAACACGACUAGCAAAGUAAACUGUGCUGUGCUGUGACUUCUGGAUGUUUGUGUUUGUAUCAUUAACUAAUGCAUGAA
This is a messenger RNA of Lampris incognitus (smalleye Pacific opah), 1762 nucleotides long. RefSeq names its product guanine nucleotide-binding protein G(I)/G(S)/G(O) subunit gamma-2. The coding region runs from base 622 to 837 and encodes 71 amino acids. NCBI's taxonomy places the organism in Eukaryota, Metazoa, Chordata, Actinopteri, Lampriformes, Lampridae. Gene Ontology annotation, cellular component: heterotrimeric G-protein complex. The transcript has 4 exons. The record is from RefSeq and is a predicted model, not a curated record. Gene Ontology annotation, biological process: G protein-coupled receptor signaling pathway. Gene Ontology annotation, molecular function: G-protein beta-subunit binding.